Messenger RNA from Branchiostoma belcheri (Belcher's lancelet), 2375 nucleotides. RefSeq lists its product as uncharacterized. Bases 559 to 1785 code for a protein of 408 amino acids. Lineage: Eukaryota; Metazoa; Chordata; Leptocardii; Amphioxiformes; Branchiostomatidae. The transcript has 10 exons. The record is from RefSeq and is a predicted model, not a curated record. Gene Ontology annotation, biological process: phosphatidylcholine biosynthetic process.
AAAGUUUGAUAAGAGGGUACAUCAAUGUCCCUAGGUUGAAAUCAACAUUUGCCAAACGAGAACAAGGGCUUGUGUAACCGCUUUCAGUAUCAAAGUUAACCAAUUGCAAAAUAAUAAAUGAGUUUGUUCUGUGUAUAAACGUUUUGUCAAGUAAGGUUUAUAUGAGUACACCACAUCAACUUCCCUUGAAACCCCUAAAGGAGCCCUAAACAAUUGCUUGCAAAUGAUGGUUCAAUGACUGCGAUAAUUGCCUAGUGAUAAUCGUCUCUCGUCAAGGGAGCUUCGCUUAGAAUUAGACACGCCUUGUCUGCGUCAUCAGGGAAAUUUGGUUGUCUUUCUGCUUGUUCUGAAAGAAAUUUUACAAGACGGAUCUACGUCUCAGUUACGGAGAAUCCCUGUUUACUUUGACAUACAAUCCGUCGGGGUGUAAUCGCAAUCUCUUGUCACCAUGCCGGUCUGUUACAGCGGAAACCGUUUCAGUUGGCCCCGGGUGCCGAGGGCUUUCACGGCCACAGAUUCACCCCUCCAACCAGCCACGGAUCCACUGCCACAAGAAGCAUGUUUACCACAUCCAGGUCUUCUGGUUUACAGCUGGUAAUAGAUGAUUUAGAGAUGGAAACCGAGGCGGAAAGCACGUCCGGUGGUGAACUACAGGGGCGUAAAGACAACCGUGUGGCGCCGGCUGUUUUGGACAGUAGUAAAGACGCCGGUCAGGGGUUACCACAGAAUGGACCUCUCUCGCCUGCCAAGACUUCGGCUGUGGCGUCGGACAACGGAGACCACCACAGUGGUGUCGAAAACGGCAGUGUUCCGAGCAACAGUGACGUACGGCAUGACAGGAGGAGACCGGAUGGAGGGGAGUUACAGCGGGUGUCCAGCGUCAUGUCCAAUCAGGUGCCUGAUGACAAGGCCAUGGAAGAUGACGUCAGGAACUUCCUCAAGACCCUCGCUAAGAACGGGCUGAGAGAGAAGGUGUUUUACGUGGCGGCGGUGUGUAGUCUGGUGGUGGUGGCGUUCGGCCUGCUCGCCUUACAGUGGCUCAUCCCGUACUACUUUGCCGUCUCCGCCCCGGUCCUCAUAGGACUCAGACUCUAUUUGUACUGCACCAAGAAGUGGCAGUACUUCCUGCUGGACUUCUGUUAUUUCGGAAACGCCAUUACAUAUGUCUACAUUUGGGCAGCUCCGGCGGAGCCUAGAGUGUUCCAGAUUGUUUUUGCUAUCGCCAACGGUCCUCUCGUCAUAGCGGUUUUCUUUUUCCGCAACUCCAUCGUCUUUCACAGCAUAGACAGAAUGACGUCAGUCUUCAUCCACUCGCUGCCUGCUUACGUCACCUAUGGAGUGCGGUGGUACUCUCCCCAAAUAUCUGUGAAUUGGUACACACCUUUCCCUGCUGAGACGGAGUUCCAGGACCCCUCCUUCAUCUGGCUGCUCGCCGUGCCACUCGCCUGCUAUGUCGGCCAUGCCUUGUUAUACGCAGUGGUCGUCAACGGCAUCCUCAGACCCAGCCCGGAGUACUGGAACAGUUAUCGGUUCUUCACAGCCAAGAAGAACAGCGUUUGGUACAAGGUUCUCAAUAUGUUUGGCCCAAAAUUUUUGUACUUCAACUACAACAUCCUGAACGUGUUGAUAUGCCUGGCGUCCAUGCUGCUGUGCCAGGUGUGGUACAGAUGGUUCAUCGCGCACGCCGUCUUCCUGGCCGUGGCGUUCGUCAUCAAGGCUUGGAACGGCGCCACCUUCUACAUGGAUGUGUUCAGGUUGGGGAAGGGCGGCUCGGACUGGGACUGACGGUCUCUACCUCUUGUUGUGCAGCCUGGAUACCAGCCUUUUUAGCUUUAGCACGCUCUCUCGGUCGCCUUACUGCUAAUCUGAGAGGGAAUGUAAAUAGGAAGUUUUGUACAGGACCCGGAGCCAGCUGCUUAUGUCACGUUUUAAGGGACAACAUAUUUGAAGGCUAGGUGGUGAUGUGGUGACGACUGUGAAACUGCUUUGGUCGUGAGAAACACACCUUGACAUCACCAUUACAUCCUCAAUACUUGUACGUGGACUACGGUACUACAGCGCUGCAGGCAAUAUAAUUACCGAAGUCACCUAUUCCUAACUUCUGGUGGCCUUAAUGAUCUGCAAUAUGACUCACACGCACAGAAAUGUACAUAGCGUAAACAUUGUAUUUCUACAGGGUUCGAUUACACGGGCACUCUGUACCGGUUGUUUUAUAUUGUAGAUAUAGUACGAAAUAGUAUGUACAGCGUAUAUUUUAAAAGAUCUGUCUUCAACUUGGAACUCGAUACAUUAUCUUAACCUUCUAGGUUCACAUGACGUAUACAUGUAAAUAUCUAAGCUCAGGUGUUUGAUUGUAAGUACGCACGCAAUAAUCA